CGCUCGCUCGCUCGUGGAGUCAACUCCGUGCCUAGGUCCACUUCUUCCUCUUCUUCUUCUUCUUCUUCGAGGAGGAGGACGAGGAAGAGGAGGUUGAUCUGCCGUCAAGUCAGCAAGAGGGGAGCUGAAAUUUUCCUUCGAUGCCUCAGCUGGACAGGGGGUGGUGACUCGAUGAGAUGAGCCCCAUCCAUGGUUCGUUGGUUCGUACCUGUGAGAGACUCUGCACGGAGAUGCCCGGCAGCAGUCUUGAGGCGAACCGAGGGCUGGAAUUUGUUGCGAUUCUGUCUUCACACCGGGCUCGAUGGGGGCGAGUAGGUCCUGCGGGGAUCAUGUACAGGAAGCUAUGCUGCUGCUGCUGCUGCGGUGGUGGUAGUGGUGCUGAUGGUGGUUCAGAUCAUGCCGCAAGAAUAUCUGUGAUAAGGAACCACGUCGAUUACAGGUUUUCAUUGAUGUGUGCCUCUCAUGAAUCACACUGUUGCGGUUUGUGAGUCGGGCCGUGUUUCGCUGGUGGGCCACAUCGGGGCUUCACAUCGUCGCUGGCUAGCUGAACGAGUGACUGUCCCGAGCUAUUGCAGCAUCCUUUUUGGACAUAGAGGACACUCGUUGCAUCAAUCGGAUUUGUCAGUGGCUGCUGAUCACGGACCUGAAAGUCAAGAGUUUUGUCCUCGCCCUCGCACAGCGAGCGAGCGAGCGAGCUCAUCACUGUUGGAGCUUUCUCGAGGGAGUCUCAAAGCUCUCGAGGUGGGCGAUUCUGUUGUCGAUGAUGUUGUGCUAACCAGAGCCCAGCCAGAGCACUGGCGUGUGAUUACGAGAGAAAAGGAACAUGCGUUGUAGCAACACAGUGUGGUGCAGAUCGAUGGCAGUGCUUUGCACUGCACUGCCAUAGAGGGCGAGAGAUCAUCUCUGAAGACAGGGAGCUCGAUAAGAUGAGAGCUCGAGCCUCUCUGGGUUGCAUGACCGACGGAAGCGUCUGAGUACGAUUGACUGUGCGGCAGACGUACAAGUACAGCCCGUGAGAACAGCUCCGUGAUGUACGAUUUGCAAGCUGUCUGCGUCGAGUUGUGGCGUAGGGAGCCAUCCGCUGGACGGGUCAUCUGGUGAGAGUGGAAAGGGAAAGGGCAAAGUGCCUUGUUCCCUGCUCGGGCUCACCGACUGUUUGUGAUUUUCCUCAGAUUUGGUGCCGUGACAGAUUCAGGAUGCCUGGAUUGGUCUGGUCCCAUGUACACUUCCCACUGUUUGUGAGAUUCUUCAGAUUCAGGAUUGGUGUGGGACAUACACUUCCUACAUUUCAUACACUUCCUACAUUUCAUACACUUCCUGGGUGUGAAGAUGGUCAUAUCAUAUUCCACAGUCUCGUUAUAUUUCGG
Molecule: messenger RNA, 1367 nt
Organism: Marchantia polymorpha subsp. ruderalis
Lineage: Eukaryota; Viridiplantae; Streptophyta; Marchantiopsida; Marchantiales; Marchantiaceae
Source: the annotation of a GenBank genome assembly